Messenger RNA from Xenia sp. Carnegie-2017, 1784 nucleotides. Its product is annotated as ras-related protein Rap-2a-like. The coding region runs from base 621 to 1493 and encodes 290 amino acids. Gene Ontology annotation, molecular function: GTPase activity; GTP binding. The transcript has 4 exons. Lineage: Eukaryota; Metazoa; Cnidaria; Anthozoa; Malacalcyonacea; Xeniidae. The record is from RefSeq and is a predicted model, not a curated record.
GUUUAUUCACUGGGAACACAUUGAAUAGGAUUAAUUUUCUAAAGAAAUGAACAAUAAUUUUGACGAAACAUUUGCAUUAUAAGAGUAAAAAAUUGGGCUGACUUUGCCACUGGCAACAAUUACAACAUUGAUGUAAAAUUUGUAUUCAAGUUCAGUAUUUUCUCCAUGCAGUGAAAUGAGAAAUAUCGAUAUUAUAUUUUGAUUAAAUAGCGCGCGACAAUCGGUACACAGAACAAUACAUCACAACAACGAAACCUCCACAUUCGUAUUUAAAUGCACAACAGUCAGCACCUGGAUUGCAACAGACUUUUCCCAUUUAUUGAAAUAAAUCUUUGCGGUGUUACGUGUAUAUUCAUUUAGGCAUCCCAUUAAAAUAAGACGAUUGAUAGCUUUGUAUUCUUUUACUGCUCGGCAAACAGAUUACUUUAAAGACAUAAACAAUAGAUGCAUAAAUUAACCUCUAUCUUAAUUACUUGUGCAAUCCUUUGAUGACAAUUUUGACGAGUUUUGAAGAAAGAAAGCAAAGCUAUUUAGCCCAAGACAAACAACGCGGACACGAGAAAAUCUGAUGUAGACUCGAGUUGCAAAAACACUGCACAAAUCAACUGUAACUUUACCUCAUGAAUCGACAACGAAAAAAGGCAAUUGCCCAUCCGACUGUUAACGCUUCUUCGCUCAAUCAAAACAAUUUUCUUCGUAGUUUUUAUUCAAGUGAUAAAGCAGAAGACGACUUCUUCAUGCAGCCGCAAAUGAGGAAAAAUAAAAACAAUAUUAAUAAAUAUGGGCAAAGACGAUGUUCGGUCAACAAUAUGACACUGACAGUCGAUCCUGAAAGACGUAGGAAACACUCGUUUCAAAUUGGUGCAUUUCGUGGCAACCGAGCGAGAACACAGCAGCCGAUUGAAGAUCAUUUUACUGUCAUUUUAGGAGCGCCGAGUGUAGGAAAAACAGCUUUGGUUGUUCGUUAUGUAACAGGAAGGUUCGUCCACGAGUACGAUCCAACAUUAGAAAGGAUCUAUGAAAAACAACAAGAAAUCGGAAAUGUGAAAGGACUAUUGCGAAUCAUGGACACCGCUGGAUCGAUUGAAAACUGCAACAGUUACGUAAGAAAAGCCGAGGGAAUUGUAGUUGUUUACUCGAUAACAGAUCGAAAUAGCUUCGAAGUCGCUAAAGAUUACCUGAACACGACGAAAGAGUAUCAAAGACUCGGAACUCCUUUCGAUUACAAGCUACCGACGAUUCUGGUCGGCAACAAACGUGAGCUCCGAAGAGCUCGCGAAGUGGGCCGAUAUGAAGGUCGAGAGACAGCAAAAAAACUAGGAUGUUUGUUCAUCGAAUCUUCGGCAGCUUACGACAGAAAUGUACAGAAGAUUUUUUUAAACAUGUUUUUACAAAUCCAACAAAUCAAGCAAGAAAGACAAACGACAAUUGUAAAUAAUGCUGGAGGAUUUGUUAACACUGUGAAAAAUUUUUUCCAAACAAAAAAGAAAUAGAUACUCAAGCGCAAACUCUGUCCGCGGUAGGAUUAGAAAAGAUAUUCAUUGAUUUUAAAUAUGGACAUCACACACAUUGAAGCACAUCAGCAAAAUUUUACAUCAAAUCAUUUAAGUAGUUUCAUGAUCAUGGGACUGUAUGGGUGUAUGGGGGUGUGUUGGGAAUGCUUAUGGGGGUGUGUUGGGAAUAAUUGUGUGGGUGUGAGACCCACAAAUUUUGUGAAAUAUGUCAAGAAAGUCGAUAGAUAACGAAAUAACGAUCAAACUAAAAUGAUAAACUUUCCUGUCUAA